AUGACGCCAACAAACCAAAUCCCAAUCGUGGACUCUCACAUCCACCUCUUCCCAGCGACGCACCUAAAAACCCUAUCCUGGCACAACGCCAACAACCCACUCGGCACACAACACAGCGUGGACGAAUACCGCCAUGCAGUAGCACAAUCCAACGCCACGUCCCUUCUGCGGGGCUUCAUAUUCCUAGAAACAGACCGACUCUCCUCAAUCACAGACUCAACCCCACCCAACCACGGCUGGCGACAUGCCUUAGACGAAGUCUCCCUCUUAACACGCAUAGCCCUCGGCACACCCAUCCCAGGCGAGGGCCACGUCCCGCACGAUAAGACGCUCUGUCUGGGGAUUGUGCCGUGGGCGCCUGUGCCAGGCGGGCCGGAUGUGCUGAGCGCGUAUAUGGAGCAGGAUAAGGUUGCCGGGACUAUGCUUGGAGAUGGGUUUGUCGAGGGGUUGAGGUGGCUGGGGAGGAAGGGGUUUGUUUUUGAUCUUGGGGUUGAUGCGAGGUCUGGCGGGUUGGGGCAACUGAGGGAGGCGGUUGAAAUGAUGGAGCUGGUUUAUGGGGGUUUGGAGGGAGAUGAGGCGCUUACGAUUGUUAUUAACCAUUUGUGCAAGCCUCACCUUCGUUUGGUGUCGGAUGAUAUUCGCUCUCAUCCCGAGUUCCUUGAGUGGAAGGAUCUUGUCUCUAAGAUGGCGAGGGCAAAUCCUAGGACUUAUAUGAAGCUUUCUGGGGCGUUUUCGGAGCUUCUACCGUUAGAGGCGGAGUCGGUGCCAGAUUUUGGGGCAAUUGUUGAACGCGUGCAGCCAUGGACUGACGUUGUUUUUGACGCUUUUGGGGCGGACCGUGUCAUGUUUGGAUCAGACUGGCCGGUGUGCAAUGUUGGCGGCGGUGGAAAUGAUGUCUCUUGGGGUAGAUGGAGACGUGUGGUCGAGGAGGUUUUGGAACGGAGGGGAUUAUCUGAGGAACAAAAGAGGGGUGUAUGGGGAUCUGUUGCUUUGCAUGCUUAUGGUAUAGAGAUCUAG
Messenger RNA from Penicillium mononematosum, 1017 nucleotides. RefSeq lists its product as uncharacterized. NCBI's taxonomy places the organism in Eukaryota, Fungi, Ascomycota, Eurotiomycetes, Eurotiales, Aspergillaceae. The record is from RefSeq and is a predicted model, not a curated record. The transcript has 3 exons. Gene Ontology annotation, molecular function: hydrolase activity. Bases 1 to 1017 code for a protein of 338 amino acids.